Molecule: messenger RNA, 528 nt
Organism: Eruca vesicaria subsp. sativa (arugula)
Lineage: Eukaryota; Viridiplantae; Streptophyta; Magnoliopsida; Brassicales; Brassicaceae
Source: the annotation of a GenBank genome assembly
AUGCUUAAUUUGAGAGGUAUUGCUGCAUCAGGUUCUCUCCAUUUCUGGAAGAGAGAGACGAGAAUACUGGUGGCUCCGUUUUCUUCUUCUGCUGCUGACAACGCUGACAGGAAGAUCACUACUCCUGCGUUUCCGACUGGAAACAAACCUCCUACUUCUGCUGAUCAUGCGAAGAGCUGUAUUUUCCAGAAGCUGCAGUUUCUUAUCACUGAGACCUUAGAUUUUAUCACAAGGGAGGAAGAGAAGAAGGGUGCUUCUGUCCCUACCAAAGAUGAUCUUGUCAAUUGGGCAAAACAGCUUGAAAAAGACGGCAAAAAUCAUUAUGCUCUCGAGAUCUUUGAGUGGAUGGAUAAAAAGAAGAUGGAAUUUUCUCCUUCGGAGCUUGCCUUUUUCGUUGAUCUCAUUGCUCAGACUAAAGGCAUAGAUGCGGCUAAAGAAUACUUCAAUCAAGUAGAACCAGUAUUUGACCGAACUAACACCCGUGCCAAGAAUUGGCCUGCUUUCGCUAGUAUUAUGCUGAGGAUGUGA